AUGACCAAAUACUAUCCGGAGUAUCUUGAAGAGAUGGAAGAACUUCAAGAUCCGUCAAUCAGAACAUGUGCAUAUCAAGAUCGUACUGUAGUCACUCAGACUAUUAUGUACAUUCUUCAAUUGGCUUAUGCCCUUCCAAUCUCCAUUUUGUAUUUGUUUGUGAUUCUGAAAAUUCUGAAGGCCCACAAAUCGGAACAAAUGUUCUCGGAUGCAUAUUUUAAGAUAUAUGUGCUCGAUGGAGUUGUGAGUCUGAUUGUGGUGGUUCUGGAUUUCGGUCUGACUCGUCCUCUUAUCUAUGUCAAUCCAUUAUGCUACGUCUUCUGGAAUUGGUUUCCAAAGCCAACGUAUAUUCUCACACCAUAUCUUUUUGGGUUUAACUACUUUCAAUUUGCAAAGAUAUUCUCAAUCUCAUUGCUAUCUGCAAACAGAUUCACAUGUGUUGCAUAUCCGAUCUGGCACAAAUUGUUUUGGAAGAAGCACACAAACCACGUCAUCAUUGUUUCUAUGGUUUGUCCUGUCCUUUUCACGUGGCAACUUGCUAUCUCCCCAACGCGACUCGACAUUUAUGUUGGUGAAGCGCUACUCGGUUAUGAAAAAGUAGUGCCAUUUGCGAUUCUUCUAAUAUUCUCGACAUCUUUUCUUGUUGAGAACCUUGCUUUUGGUAGUAUCUUGAAGAAAAUAGAGUUCAUUUGCAAUGAUUUUUAUCUAAUGAGCUCUCCCAUCGUCCUUCUCAUCAUGAACAAACGUCUUCGUUCUUCAUUAUUCAAAAUCUCUCCAGAAGUUCCACAGAAUACUUCAAAUACUCGGCAAUCAUCCAAAAAUGGAGAUACUGUCAAGAUCAUUGUGAAGUCACCAUCAGCUAAAACUCUAACAAUGUGGUAA
Messenger RNA from Caenorhabditis remanei, 882 nucleotides. RefSeq lists its product as uncharacterized. The transcript has 6 exons. Gene Ontology annotation, cellular component: membrane. Lineage: Eukaryota; Metazoa; Nematoda; Chromadorea; Rhabditida; Rhabditidae. The record is from RefSeq and is a predicted model, not a curated record. The coding region runs from base 1 to 882 and encodes 293 amino acids. Gene Ontology annotation, molecular function: transmembrane signaling receptor activity. Gene Ontology annotation, biological process: sensory perception of chemical stimulus.